AUGGGUGAUGAAGACAAAGCAGAGCCAAAAGUACGGCUGUCACCACAGGCCAUAUCAAAACCCACAGAAGAUUCCAGGAAAGUAAGUGGAGAAUUGAUUAAUGAAAACAAAAGUAAAGAUCUGGUAAGUAUUGAACCAACUGAAGAUGAAACUCCAGAAGAGUUGGAUUCAAUCCCAACGUCCAGACCUGCAAAAAGAAAACAUACAGAUACUUUAGAGGAAGAUAUCAUCAUAAUAGAAAAUGACACUGUAAGAAAUGAAGAAGAAAUAGAUGAUGGAAGAGAUGAAAAAGAUGAAACAUCAUCAGUUGAGUUUAAGGUGUUUAAGAAAAGAAUACUACCGGUAGCUCAAAAAGAGAAAUUGAAAGAUGACAAUACUAAUCAGGAUAAAAAUGACUCUAUCUCUGGUCCUGCACCAGGAGCUGCAAAAUCUAACCUCAGGCCACGAAUAUCAAAGAUAAAUAAGGUAAAAAAGAAGACAACAGCAAAUGGCAAGAAAGGAAGUGAAGGAGACAGCGAUGAAAAUCAAGCAGUGUCUCAGGCUGAGUAUGCUCAGAAUCUUGGCCUGCAACCAACUAUGCAGUUCAAGUGUUACCGUUGUGGUGAGAAAGGUUUUCCAUCGAUGUUGGCUUUGAAUAUGCAUCAACGAGGAUGUGGAGAAGCUCAGACGUCCAGCUUCAUUACAAAUCUUCAGUCUGAUACAAUGCCUCCCUCUGAUCCUAAUAUGUUAAAAAAUUUUAGAAUAACAAGAAAAGUUUAUCUAUGUUCUGUUUGUGGUACGUAUUACAAAAAUUAUUUUCACCAUCACUUCAUAGUAAAUGACCCAACAGCUAAAUGCACCCUUUGUGGAGUGAAGUGUGGCCACAACUACACUUGUCCAAAGAGUAAUACACCUAGGGCUCUAACUCAAAGCUUAGGUGUUGGUAGCCAUCCAACGUCUAUCAGUAAGGCACAAUCUGCAACUCUUACCAAAUACAACUUAGCAGUCUCUAAAAACAGUAAACCUGGACAACUAUGGAUGGGUACGAAAACCAAGGCCCUUCAGUCAUCAGAUAAUAAUGAAUGGAUGGAUAAGAAAACCAAGACCCUUCAGUCAUCAGAUAAUGAUGAAGACUAUGAUAUAAGUCAUGCUGCCAGCUUUUGUCAUGUAGAUAUUGCUGAUGGUUCUGGGGAACGUGAUAAAAGUGGAACAGAAGAAAGUCCUAUUGUUAUAGGAUAUGACAGCCCAAUACCGAAUACUAAUUUAGCUAUUGAAGAAGAAAGAGAGCCUUCUGAGACGUUACAACAGAAUCGAGAAGAAAAUAAUUCAACUGAGACGGACAUUCAGCCUGCUGAAACUAAUCCAGAAACAACUGAACCUACUGUUGAGCAAGAAAAUCAGCAAGUAACUCCAAAGAAUAGUGAAGAAAAUGGAGAAGAAGAUUAUUCAUCUGAAACAGAAUACACUAAUAAUAAACCUAUAGAAGAGGAACAACCGAUACAAGACAGUAAUGUUGAAAGUGAUAAGCCUAAUGAUGAAAUAGUGGAAAGAAACUUAUCAGAGGAGUUAAUAUCAAAAGAAUUGAGUGAUGAUGGUAAAGAAAUGGAUCACAAUGAUAUAGAUGAAUCUUCAAAAGAGCAAGAACAGCCUGGUGAUAGUGAACUUAAAGAAGAUUCUAUUACCACUACAAUGGAUGUUGAUAAAACUUCCAAUGUUAAUGCUAACGUGUCACCACCUGAAAAUAAUAAGGAUGCUUCUAUGUCAUCUGACUCAGAUGAUGAACCUGAAACUCAUUUAAGUGUUAAUCAAGAAGAUUCUGAUUCAUCUUCAGAUGAAAGUCAUGAUGAUGAUGAAGAAGAUGAUAAAAAGAAGACAGACAGCAAUCUGUCAGUUGAUCUUGAUAAAGACAACUCAUCUUCGGAUAGUGAUGAUAGUGAUAAGUCUAUUUUGGAAGUGGAUGAAAAAUCCAAGGAGCUCUCAAAAGUCAACUUGGAAGACAAUAAAAACGACCCUGAUGAAGCUGUUUCAGAAGAAAAAAAUACAGUUUCUGAUGAAGGCUCAAAAGACUUUCAUAUUGAUACUGAUCCUCUAACAGACAAACGUAUAGAAAAUGAUAAUGAUGAUAAUGAAACAUUAAAUGAUGUAUUAGAAGAACCUCAUCUCCCGCCUCCAGAAGAAGUCAAUGAUGGGAUACCUCUUGCUGGGGAAGAUGUACCUGCUAUGGCUCUCACUUUAGAAGAUAAGCUUGAAAACACUAGUUCACAAUCUGUUGUCAAAGAAUGUGUUCGUACUUCUUGUUUAAACUGUGUGUAUUGUAGUCACGCAAUAAAAAUUGCUGUCAAUGGAAAACAGUUGGCAUUACAUCUUCUUGCUGAACAUAGGUACAAACCUAUAAAAAAUAAUGAAACUAGUCAAUACAUGAUAAAAAAACUUAAGAAUUCCCUGAAUGAAUUGGAGUCUGUAUUUUUCAACACCGACUCAUAUGAUAGUUCAGACAAAACUCCAAAUACUACUUAUGAAUGUUUUCAGUGUAGGUUUGUAACUAAAAUUCACAAAGAACUGUAUGUUCACAAAAGGAAAAUGCAUAAAAAAACAGUCUUACUUUGCGUUAUGUGUAAAGCUAAUUUCUAUAGCUAUAGUGAAUUGCUAUGUCAUAUGUGCCCUGGAAUUUAUGCAUUUGAUGAUAUCAAUUUCAGGUGUUGUUUUUGUAAUCUGGAUAUGAUUCCAUCAUCAUUUCGAUUGAUGGUUCAUUUGAGAAAAAGUCAUCAUACUUGUGAUAUAUGUCUGGAAGUAGCAGGAGAUCAACAAAAACUCUCAACACACAUGAGAAAGCACAAAUUAAAUCAUCUCUGUUAUAGAUGUGGAAUUUCUUAUUGUAAUAAGCCUGAUAUAACGGAGCAUUUGUUUUGGAAACACGGCACAGAAAGUGUAUUAUGUAAAAAGUGUUUACAGAAGAAAUGGCCUCAUGUAUAUCAUUUUUGCAUCCCUCCCACAGUGUUUAUUUGUGAAGAAUGUAAUGCCAGUUUUACAAAAGCAGUUGCUUUAAAAGUGCAUAAGAGGUUUCACGGUGGAGAGUUCCCAUAUUGUUGUAGCAAUUGUGAUAAAAGAUUUGUUUCAAAAAAGUUACUUUCUAAACACGAAGACGUACAUAAUCAAAUGUCUUCAGAGGAAAAAUCAUUUGUAAAUAAGGAUGAGUCAGAGGAUAGUGAAAGUAAGUCGGAUGUUGCUCCUGGGGCUAAAAUAAAGAGAAAGAAGAAAAAAGAUAGAGAUCGAAAGGAUAAGCCCAUUCUUGAUGUUUAUGAUCUUCCUCCCUUAAAUCUGUCAUCUGAGAGUGAUUCCUCUGAUGAAGAAAUAAAACCAGCAAGUUCAGAACAGGCAGAGGAAAAAAUGUUUACUGAACCGACGGUGGGUGAAGAACAGAUUGGUGUAAAUGAUGAGAAAAUUGGACCUAGUGCUCCAGAUAAUCCUGAAGAAUCUCCAGAAGAAAGCCUACCCCCUGUACCUAUCGUUGAUGGAGUAUGGGAUAACUUUCAGUCAUACAAAGCUGAACUUGAAAAGAGAGAAUGUAAGGAUCUAUCUCUACCCAAUAUAUUACCCUCUACUUCAACAGCUGAGCCUAAAACUUCACCUGAUAUAUUACGCUCUACUUCAACAACAGAACCUAAAACUCCACCUAAUAUAUUACCCUCUACUUCAACAACAGAACCUAAAACUCCACCUGAGCCAAUUGAGGAAGAUUUGUCUAAUUGGGCUCUUAUAGAUCACAGUUAUUGUCUAAUUCCUGGUAAAUCUAAGCAGGAUGAGAAUGAAGAAACAGAACCUCCUGCAACGCCUCCUCCAACAGUUGAACCUCCAACAGAGUUACUUUCAAGUAACAAAAAGAAACAGAAGUCACCCAAAAAGAAAAAACAUGUUACAAAUAGUUCAUCAUCAAGUGAUUCUAGCAGUGAUUCAGAUUCUUCCAAUCGCAGUUGCAGAUCAAACUGUAGUUGUUCAAGCUCUAGUUCCAAUAGUUCCAGUUCACCUAGUUCCGAUUCUGACAGUUCAACAUCGGAAGGCAGACGAAGGCUUACAGCUAGAAAAGAGAAGAAGAAAGAAAGGUUAAAACAUAAACAUCAUAAAGAAGAGUUGACUCCUACUCCUGAGGAACCUCCACCAUCUCCUCCAGAUGAAGAUCUUGUUGUCGAUGCUCCUGCAGAAGCAGUUGAAUUACCAAUAAGAGAAUCAGAUUUAGACACAGAUGAGUCAUCUACUGAUGAAGAUUUCUAUGACAAGUAUCCUCAGAGCCAGGCCAAACAGCAGAUGGAGAAGAGAAACUUGAUGUUGUUGGCUAGUGUUGCACCUGUGAAUAAUGGAACGGUUUCUCCACCACCACCACCUCCACCAACACCACCACCACCACCAGCUCCUACUAUUGAGGCAACAUCUCCUCCGUCACCUGUUAUUAGAAGAAAGGUUAAAAAUAAGAGAAGACGAAGAUCCCAACAAAGUAAAAAGUCUACAAGUAAAACCGGGUCACCACAUCAGCAGAUUAAACCUUCUAUGUCAAUGAAUGUACCGAGUGCAACGUCUACUCCAGUUUCCUUGGUGUCAACAAACCAUCAUAAUCUGAUAACAAAAGUCGCUUCACCCCUCCGUACACCCAUCGUUACUUUGCAGUCGGAUGCAACAGCAGGCAGUGGUUCUGAGAAUGAAAGUGCACGAUUCUCAAAGAGAAAACGUGUGCGCAACAAAUUCUACGGUUACUCAAGUGAAGAAGAAGAACAAGAGAAGCCAAGUUUGAAAUGGAGAAUAGUAGAGACAGCCCCGUUGCCUCAACUUCCACCCUCCGGACUGAACUUCCAGCCAACCCUGUCGAUACAGAGGCCACAAGUUGCACCGUUACAGUUAAAAAGACUAAAACAGAGUGAAUCCAGCGAAAGUGACGAGGAAGAGGAGGAAGAUGACAGGAGAGCACCUGUGAAAAAAGCAGAUUCGAGCAACAGCAGUAGCAGUAUUGAAAGUGAGAACGAAGCGGACUCCAAAGAAAAUGUUCAAAAGGAACAGACUGAAAAAAGUGACAAUUUAUACUGUUAUUGCCAUUGCCCUUAUGAUGAAGUGUCGGAGAUGAUCGCGUGUGAUGGCCAGGAUUGUACGAUAGAGUGGUUUCACUUUGAGUGUGUUGGUAUCAUGGUACCACCGAAAGGUAAAUGUCGGAUGCAACAGCAGGCAGUGGUUCUGAGAAUGAAAGUGCACGAUUCUCAAAGAAAAAAACGUGUGCGCAACAAAUUCUACGGUUACUCAAGUGAAGAAGAAGAACAAAAGAAGCCAAGUUUGAAAUUGAGAAUAGUAGAGACAGCCCCGUCGCCUCAACUUCCACCCUCCGGACUGAACUUCCAGCCAACCCUGUCGAUACAGAGGCCACAAGUUGCACCGUUACAGUUAAAAAGACUAAAACAGAGUGAAUCCAGCGAAAGUGACGAGGAAGAGGAGGAAGAAGACAGGAGAGCACCUGUGAAAAAAGCAGAUUCGAGCAACAGCAGUAGCAGUAUUGAAAGUGAGAACGAAGCGGACUCCAAAGAAAAGGUUCAAAAGGAACAGACUGAAAAAAGUGACAAUUUAUACUGUUAUUGCCAGUGCCCUUAUGAUGAAGUGUCGGAGAUGAUCGCGUGUGAUGGCCAGGAUUGUACGAUAGAGUGGUUUCACUUUGAGUGUGUUGGUAUCAUGGUACCACCGAAAGGUAAAUGGUACUGUCCCGAUUGUAGAAAAAGGAGAGACUUGAUGUAAAUAAUUUUUGUUUGUGUACUGAAAUCAAGGUAGGCCUCCAUUUUUUUGUGCCAGGAUUUUUUUAAGAAAUAUCUCUUGUUACA
Messenger RNA from Homalodisca vitripennis (glassy-winged sharpshooter), 5828 nucleotides. RefSeq lists its product as uncharacterized. The transcript is spliced from 2 exons. Gene Ontology annotation, biological process: regulation of DNA-templated transcription. NCBI's taxonomy places the organism in Eukaryota, Metazoa, Arthropoda, Insecta, Hemiptera, Cicadellidae. Bases 1 to 5745 code for a protein of 1914 amino acids. The record is from RefSeq and is a predicted model, not a curated record.